This is a messenger RNA of Opisthorchis viverrini, 1380 nucleotides long. RefSeq lists its product as hypothetical. The transcript is spliced from 7 exons. Gene Ontology annotation, molecular function: protein binding. The record is from RefSeq and is a predicted model, not a curated record. NCBI's taxonomy places the organism in Eukaryota, Metazoa, Platyhelminthes, Trematoda, Opisthorchiida, Opisthorchiidae. Gene Ontology annotation, cellular component: ciliary basal body; non-motile cilium; BBSome. The annotation marks the transcript as partial. Gene Ontology annotation, biological process: non-motile cilium assembly.
AGCUCACAUAAUUUUAUUUCCUCUUUGAAGGCUUCUACGGCCCCAAAGGAAAACCAAUUAGGAUUGUUGGGCAUUUCCAGAAUAAACCUAGCUGAUUAUGCGCAGAGACCAGAGGUUGCCCGAAGUCUGUUUGAAUAUCUCUUUUAUGGUCUAAAUGAAACUCAGCUGGCCCUAAAAUUAAUUGGGCUCGUCAUGGGAAAAGGACAUCUAAUCUGCAAACGGCAGGCGCAUGAUAUACAGGAAGACAACAAAAAACGGAAUAUACCUGGUCUAGACUGGUGGUGGUUACUACAAAAGGCAGAAUGCUUUACUCGCCUCGGAAUGCUGAGAGACGCAGAAACAGCGGCCAAAGAUUCUGCAGCACAACAGCCUUCCACAGACGCUUAUAUGCUCCUCGGAGCUCUUGCAGUGCAUAAUAAUCAGCCUAUGGGAGCUAUUCAAAGUUACACUUGUGGCUUAUCCAAGCUUCCAGAAGAUGUCGAUAUUUUAUUCUCUCUUGCAUGCAAAAAGGAGGAAAUGGGUGAAACGGAUGCGGCCCUGCUGCUUUACAAACAGGUGGCAAACUUGGAUAGCACUCACACUGGGGCACUGAGCGCUGUUGCUGCUCACUACUAUCAAGAGGGGCAACCGGAAGUUGCAUUGAACGUUUACAGACGGAUGCUCCUACUUGGAUUUGAAUCGGCUGAGCUUUACAACAACCUGGGACUGUGUGCUUUCUACGCUCAACAGUAUGACACGUGUAUGGGCUAUUUCAACCAAGCCAUCCAAAUGAGUACUUUGAAAUCUGCGGCCGAAAUCUUCUACAAUAUCGCACACAUUGGAAUUAGGUUGGGUGAUCUUAAUCUCAGCUAUCAAUGCCUUCGAAUUUCUCUCGCCUAUGACACCCGCCAUGCAGAAGCCUAUAAUAAUUUGGGCGUCGUUGAACAAUACCGAGGCCAAAUGGAUAUGGCCAAGGUGUUCUACGAAACAUCAUGUAAUUUGGACGAGGAGCUAUUCGAACCACGUCAUAAUAUGGCAUUACUGCACGAUCAGAUGAGUGAAUUUUAUGCCGCAUACACCUACGCUGCACAAGCGCUCCGUUUACUUCCAAACAACGAGAACCUUCUCCAGCUACAGAGCAAAUUGUCGAUUUACUUUCGCACCACUUAAUGUUCAACAAAGUGUGAUGUAAACUAUCCACAUUUAUUUUCAAGCAGCAUUUAAAAAAAUCACCGAAAAUAGUUUCCCGUUUGAUGUUUUUGUGAAUCUGCAUUCUAACUUGUUAACUUUCGAGUUGGUUGUACAGUAAAUCCAACUGCAUAUGGCAUUUCCCCCGGACGUUUGAAAUAUUAUCUGAAAAAUCCAUAAAAACCUGUACCCAAAAGAAAAACUAUGAAUUUU